AUGAAGAAGGCAUUUAGAUCGCAAAAAGUCCAUGGCGAUUAUAAGAGCUUGGAUGUUGCAAUUGUUAAGGCAACACACGCUGACAAUUCAUUGCCAAAGGAAAAACACAUUCGAUAUAUUUUCCAGUCACUUUCUCCGUCGAAGCCUCGCAGCGAGGUUGUUUAUUGUAUACAUACUCUCGCGAGGCGACUUAACCAGACGAACAAUUGGUCUAUUGUUUUGAAAACGCUUAUUAUCAUUCAUCGCGCGAUGAGGGAGCUUGAUAAUACAGUUUGGGAAGAGCUUGUUAACUAUAGUACCGGACAAGGCCAUUUGAUUGAUUUAUCACGCUUUCAUGAUACCUCAAUGCCAAAUGCCUUGGAUUAUUCGGCUUGGAUACGGAAUUAUAGUCUUUACCUCGGAGAGCGGCUGCAAUGUUUUCUUAUUCUCAACCAUGAUGUCGCGACGUAUAGCUCAAAAUCUUCGGGGAAACUUGACACGAAGGAAUUGAUGGAGCAAUUGCCAGCCUUACAAAGUCUUCUCUUUCGGUUACUUGAUUCCAAGCCAGCUGGUGCAUCUGCUUUUAAUCGCUUGAUUCAGUAUGCUCUUUCGAUGGUUGCUGGUGAAAGCGUUAAAAUAUAUGUUGCAAUAACUGUUAGAGUGGUGGAAUUACUUGACAAGUUUUUUGAGAUGAACCGCGAUGAUGCGGUUAGUGCACUGAAGAUUUAUAGAAAAUCAGGAAGUCAGGCAGAGAGGUUAUCUGAGUUCUUUGUGACCUGCAGGGGCCUAGAUUUUGGAAGAGGACAGAAAUUCGUUAAUAUUAAACAGCCUCCUGCAUCAUUUGUAGCUACGAUGGAAGAAUACAUCAAAGAGGCUCCGAAUACCUUGAUGCUCGAGUACGAUGUGAAUGGCAAAGAGGAAGAGGAAGGAGGUACAGGUAAUAAUGUAGGCAAUUUGAUGAGUCUAGACGAGUCAGAUCCGUCUCCGGAAGGGAAUGAGGCUGCUGCACCAACACCAGCAGCUGAUCUUAUGGGUUUGUAUGACUUACUAACAGGUGCAUCUGAAUAUGACGAAAAUCCCCUCGCAUUGGCGAUUGUUCCAACUGAAAAUUCUAUAAGUUCCAGCAAUGACGAGUGCGAAGCCAGUCCUGUAACGGGUUGGGAGGUUGCACUCUUUUCGGAGCAAGAAGAAAGCUGUGACCAAAAUAUAGUUGCAGAGAAUAUAGAGGGUGAAGAACCGGGUGUGUUAAAGCUCGAUGGUUUAUAUGAUGAACCUGUUGCUGCGGCGCAACAUGAUGGAGUUUACGAGAUAGGCCAAGUGAGUUCGAACCCUUUUGAUUUUCAGGCUAUUCAUGAUCCUGCCCAAUACAACAUGGCGUUGGAACCUCCAAAUGGUUUCUAUGUUGAUCACAACAUUCCAGGCCAAUUUGUAAGCAUGCAACCCUACCAAGUUUCUUAUAAUACACCUCAACAGCAGCAACAGGAGGGGGAACCAUACCAAAUGAUUAAAAAAUCUACAAAUCCGUUCGAUGAACCUAAUUUUUUGCCACCACCUUCUACCUCGAGCGUGCAUCAACAUCCAACCGAGACUACUUAA
Lathyrus sativus (Indian pea) is the source of this 1575-nucleotide messenger RNA. Lineage: Eukaryota; Viridiplantae; Streptophyta; Magnoliopsida; Fabales; Fabaceae. The record is from the annotation of a GenBank genome assembly.